This is a messenger RNA of Zootoca vivipara (common lizard), 4685 nucleotides long. RefSeq lists its product as uncharacterized. NCBI's taxonomy places the organism in Eukaryota, Metazoa, Chordata, Lepidosauria, Squamata, Lacertidae. The record is from RefSeq and is a predicted model, not a curated record.
AAAUCAAAACUGAAGGAAAAUCUCAGAUGGGCAGGAGAGUCCCAGAGAAGAGGAUUAACUCUUGUUCCAAACAGCAUCCCACCAUGUUAACCUCUGGUGCUCUCUUCCUUCUCCUGGCUGUGCUGUCCCAGAGUUGGCUGACGACGAAAGCUGCAGAUCCCAAUUGUUCCAGUGUGGCUGACCUUGAUGAUUGUCCAGGCAGUGCAAGUGAUUUCUGCCCAGAAGGAGUUGCCUGUGGUUGUAAAGAUCAAAUUCCCUUUUGCAAGUGCCCUUCCUACCAAAAUGGCUGGAAAAAUUACUGGUACAUGGGUGCCAAAUGUGAGGAGCUUUGGAGCACUUUGGACUUGAUUUUAGUCGUGGUUUUCCCCGCAGUGGCUUUAUCUUUUGCAGCUGCUGUCACAACACAGUGGGUCCGGUAUUGCAAGGACAAGCCAGAGAAAGAAGCCAAGCGAAGCCGUACUCAGGCAAGGCAGCUGAGACCUGAACCACAAGGUAAUUCAGAAUAUGCUCCUAAACUGGCUGGUAGGUUGAGAUCUGCCUCUUAUUCACAAGGAAGACAGGAUGAUGAUAUUAAAUUUCCCAGUUACCCUCUCCAAAGUUACCCUCAUGAACAAAUACAGUCACCAUAUACUGGAGGCUACAGGCAGAUGCCUCACCAGCCAUUGAGAAGAGCUGUUCCAAACCAAGAUGAUGUUUUUGUGGGUCGGUCUUCUCAUGUUGGCGAGCUUCACUCUUGGGAGAGUGAGGUGCCUGAUGUGGAUUAUGAGGAUAUAAACCCAUUUUCUGCUAUGCCCAUGCAACGAUUUCCUAGACCCGGGGCAUCAGUGGUUCCUCGACCUGAGUACCAGAAGUAUGGCCAUCAACCAAUGAAUUACCUGAAUGGUCAAAGAUCUGGAAGGCCCUAUGGGAUUGGGCACCAACAAGAUAGAUACACCUAGGAACUUUUAAUAAAUAUGGAAAACACGUGCAACUGCAGAAUCGUCCUCCAUUGUUUGGUGCAGCCUUUUAUGGGUGCUCUCUUACCUCUAACUUACUCCUUGAGGGCUUUAUCGCAAGCCACACCCAAUGAUUGCAUACCUAUCAAAACGCAGCAAAUCUUUAAUCAGCCCAGCCAUUAAAAUGAGAAAUCUAUUCGGGCAGCAUCUUCCUUAUUUAAUAAAUGAACCUACCAAUCCACCUCUUCCUGUCCAAAGCCUCUUAUGUUCUGCUCUCUAGCAUGUUGUUCUAGCAAUAAUGAAAGGGAAUUGGCCGACAUACAAAGUAUUGUUAAACGAGGAAGAAAAUCAGCUGAAGUUAAAUAUUUUGAAGAAAUUAAGGUAUACCGUGUUUCUCAUAUUAUAAGACAUGUCUUAUAUUUAUUUUUUCCUCAAAAACACACACUAUGGCUUAUUUUCAAGGGAUGUCUUAUUUUUUUCCUCCUCCUCCUGCCAUGGCCAGCAUUGCUGCUGCGCCUAUCACUAUGUCUUAUUUUCGGGGUAUGGCUUAUAUUCCUUGAAUGCUUAAAAAUCCUGCUAUGGCUUAUUUUAUGGGUAUGUCUUAAAAUAUGAGAAACAGGGUACGUGUCAGAUUGGUUGCAAUAUCGCCAACUCCAUGAGACAUUUAAACUAGGUUGUGGGACAUUGAGAGACAGGAUCUUAUAGCGGCAGCAGGCACAACAUGUUCCCCCCUUCUUUUCCACCUCCUGUGGGCUCAUGAAACAAAACCUAACUAUCUUGACUUCCUACUGAACCCACAAGAAAGAAGGGCAUUUUCGUUGGCCAGGUUCAAUGCAAAUCCAUCGAACCUCCUGUGGGGAAGAUUCUCGGGCAGGGCGAAGGAUGAGAGGAUCUGUCCGUGUCAUGACCCUCAGGUGGAAAGCCUUCCACAUAUGGUUUUUCAUUGUAACCUUUACGUCGACCUUCGUCAACGGUUCCUGGACCGGCUCUGCAUUCCCAGAGGGAGACCAGAGCGGGAAAUCUUGCGGUUCCUCUUGCUGGGGAAGGACCCGGUCCUCACCGAGAUGGUGGCUCAAUAUCUUAAUUUACUAUUUUCUCGGCGUUGUACUCUGCAGUCGUCUGAGUCGCCAGGAGCCCCAUUGUCGUGAAAGCGGAUGGCGGAUUAUUCCCUUCCCUCUCUUGGCACAGCGUUUGCCACAGUGACAGUUUUAAUCUAUUAUUUUGUAUGCGAAUUUGUUUGAUGCCAAUAAAGGUUUUACUUACUUAACUUGAUAAAUGAAAUAGCUUCACAACACAGAGCCCUCCAGAUUGGAAAGGGAACUGAUUAAAUCAAAAGGAAAAACCCUCUCUAAAAUGUAUAGACUCCUCCUUGACUUCCCAGAUUUUACCCAGAGGUAAAAUCAGUAAUGGUUAAAUGGGCUCAAGAUUUUGGUUACAACAUCCCAAUGGACGUUUGGGAAAGACUAUGGAAGAUGGAUAUGAAGUUCACCGUGUGUUAUGUGUUGAAAGAAAACUUUAUGAAAAUGCAAUUCCGCUGGUAAUUAAAGCCAUCAAAACGAUCUAAAAUGUAUAAAAAAUACCUCAAGUAAAUGUUGGAGAUGUGGGGAAGCAGAAGGUACAAUGCUACAUAUGUGAUGGAAGUAAGAAAAUAAAGGAAUUUGGGGAGGUAAUCCAUAAUGAGCUCAAAAAGAUGUUUAAGACCUCUUUUAUUUUUUUUAAAAAAAGCUGGAAGCUUUCCUCCUGGGGAUACUAGGUUCAGACAUACCUUUAAAAAGUGAGAAAAAAUUUAUUGUGCGCUAUGGUAGCUGCAAGAAUAUUAAUUGCUUCAAAUUGGAAAGGGGACACAAUUCCGACCAAACUGGAGUGGCAAAGCAAAUUGCUAGAAUACGCUGAGCUGGCAAAAAUUACAGCGAAAUUGAGAGGACAUGCUGAAUAAACAUUGAUUAAAGAAUGGGACAUGUACAAAAUAUACCUUAAGGAACAUAGUAUAGUAAUAAUAUGAUAUCAGUGGCAGGCCUUGAAUGACUUCUGUGGUAAAAUGGAAACUUAUAGGAUAAUAAGUCAUUAAUGAAAAUCAAUAAAGGAAAACGGAAAGUGCACUCAAAAAAAUAGGCAGUAGAUGCAUGAUGGAGUGAUUAGAGAUGUAAGAAGAAUUUAAUGUGAUUUUAUAUAAGGUUUUCUAUUGUUAUUUUUGAAUGAAUUUUGUGUUUGUUUUUUAAUUUCAGUAAAGCAUUAUAUAUUUUUUUAAAAAUCUCACUGAGUUCAAUGGGAUGCACUCCCAAUAAAGUGUGCACUGGAUUGCAUCUUUAAUUCCAGAAGUACUAUUGUUGUCGACUGUCAUUUAUCUUGUGAGUUCAAAAGGCCUAUAAAAAUCUAAAAUUAUCCAAGUGCCAACCUUUGCGUACAUUUCAUAGAAAAUAUUUUGUUCACUAGAUAAACUGGUUGAGAAAGAAUGGUGGAGCACUUCCUGUUUUGCAGCUUUUUUUCUGUGGGGGGACGCAGGGGGGUGCAUACCCCUAAACAUUUUGUGAAUCUAAAUUUGGCCUUGUUGAGGGGCAGUAUUUCAAUAUGAGUAGGAAAAUGAGAGUACCCCUAAACAUUUUCGAAAAAAGCACUGGGUAAGGGUCAUGUCUCCCCUAAAGUUUCAAGGGUAUCAAUGGUCGUUCGUUAAUGCUUUUUUGUGUGUGAGAGCGGGGAUGGAAAUCCCCAUCUCCCAGACGAAAAGGUAAGGGCGCUGGGCUCAAUUGCUCCGUCCAAGGACAGCCCUAGCAAGCUUUGUGUGGAGUACCUUUGAAUUUUGACAUAAUUGGCAAAUGAAGAGGCAACCCGCUAAAAAGAUCCUGAUUUAUGCUGGAGGAGAAAAUUAUCUGUUUGGGAAGGUUUGGAAAGAAUGAAAGGUGCUAAUUUCUGCUUUGCUUGAAUGGUGUAAGGAGGGGAAGGGAGGUCAAUGCUGUAAGUCAUGGGUUUGGGGGGAUCUGAGUUAUCUACCCUCCCCUAAAGCAAUGGAAUGCAAAGUUUUUGGGAAGAGUGGACUUUAAAGAUACCUCUUUGCAUUGGAUUUAUUUUAUAACGAAGGACUUUGUCUGAAAGAAGAAGGAGAGUGACAACCCUGAGGGACUUUUGAGGGAUUUUGACCAUCCCUUGGAACUUUGUAUUGUGAAAUAAAAAUUCAGUGGUACCUUGGUUUAAGAACAGCUUAGUUUAUGAACGACUUGGAUUAAGAAGGCUGCAGAUCCGGAAGUAGGUGUUUCGGUUUGUGAACUUUGCCUUGGACGCAGAACAUGUUGAGUGUGUUCCAUUAUAAAUUGAGUCCCCCACUGCUAUGGGAAAGCACACCUUGGUUUAAGAACACUUUGGUUUAAGAACGGACUUCCAGAACGGAUUAAGUUCGUAAACCAAGGUACCACUGUAGUAAAGAAUAAAAGAUUGGUAACAACUGGAUUGAUUGUCUCUUAAGCACUCAAAAGAGAAUAAACUGUGGAGUUGGAUGUAAUGGAACUGAGGAUUGGCAGGAUGGACUGCAGGAAAAUUAAUUAGUUGGGGAGGGGGAGGAUGGAGAGGAGAUAGGGAUUUUGUUGAGAUUACAUCAGCCUCCCUCCUUGAAGCUUGAAGUUGGAAAUAAGAACAGUGAACAGGCCAGAAUGGACCACAGUGUAAUGACGGCUUCUGAGACUUUCAGACAGAAAGGAAGAGAUAUGGAUUGUGUUUAUUUGUUAAUGAACUGGUUGUAUGUAAAAUUGAGGAUUAAAU